AGUUUUCUACCCUCUACCGGCGCAAGAGAAAAAUGACACGACAACAAAGAUGGCGGCGCCUAUGAGCAACGUGGAUGAAAUUCGUGAUAGAGUAAUAUUGGGUGAAUUUGGCGUAAAAAAUGUCCAUACUACAGAUUAUCCAGGAAAUUAAAAGCCCCUGAAGACUCUUCAGAUCCCAAGGACUUAUAGCUCAAUCACAUGGUCUACUCGGGUGACAUAAAAUGGCUCCCAAUUGGAAACCAGGCCGAUGUGUUUGCAGAUGCCAAGAUUGGUCCUGUGCAUGGGGACAUUCUCCUGGCACAACUUCGACCAGGGCAGGAACUUGAUAUAGUCAUGCACUGUGUCAAAGGAAUAGGCAAGGAUCAUGCCAAGUUUUCUCCUGUGGCCACUGCAAGCUACAGACUUCUUCCUGAAAUCACAUUAUUACAGACCAUUGAGGGAGAACAAGCAGAGAGGUUAAAGCGCUGCUUCUCACCAGGAGUUAUUGAGAUACAGAACGUGAACGGAAGGAAGGUGGCUAAAGUUGUCGACAGCCGUUUAGACACAUGCAGCAGAGAAGUUCUCCGGCAUGAUGACUUGAAGAACUUGGUGAAACUGGGCAGAGUGCGGGAUUAUUUCAUAUUCUCAGUUGAGUCCACGGGGAUCCUUCCUCCUGAUGUCCUGGUUACUGAGGCCAUUAAUGUCCUCAUCUCUAAGUGCCAGAAAUUUCUCACAGAGCUUGAUAUGGCAGAAAUGGACUAGAUGGAAGAAAAUAAGGCCAGUCACACUCAUCCCGUAGCUUUGAAUGAAGUCAUGUGAUUGGUUUACUGACACUGUGUGCAUAGCUUUUAAAGCUUUAGCUAAAAAACUCACUUCACAAGUGAAUUCAUCCAAAUUCCAGUGAGUAGUCCGUUAUUUAACUUCAGGCCAUAACUUAACAGCAUUCUGGAAAAUGUUUGACAUUCAUGUUUAUUUAAACAAAAAUUUAUUCCUAAAUGAAUUCAAGCAGUUUCUUUUAGUCAUGUUAAUCCGUUUGGUUUAAGAUGUCAGAGCUAUAUUUGACAAAACAC
Sinocyclocheilus anshuiensis is the source of this 1049-nucleotide messenger RNA. Its product is annotated as DNA-directed RNA polymerases I and III subunit RPAC1-like. Lineage: Eukaryota; Metazoa; Chordata; Actinopteri; Cypriniformes; Cyprinidae. Gene Ontology annotation, molecular function: protein dimerization activity. The transcript is spliced from 6 exons. Gene Ontology annotation, biological process: DNA-templated transcription. Gene Ontology annotation, cellular component: RNA polymerase III complex; RNA polymerase I complex. Bases 199 to 741 code for a protein of 180 amino acids. The record is from RefSeq and is a predicted model, not a curated record.